Kickxella alabastrina is the source of this 1860-nucleotide messenger RNA. RefSeq lists its product as uncharacterized. Gene Ontology annotation, molecular function: transcription corepressor activity. Gene Ontology annotation, cellular component: Swr1 complex; NuA4 histone acetyltransferase complex. Bases 1 to 1860 code for a protein of 619 amino acids. Gene Ontology annotation, biological process: DNA repair; chromatin remodeling; negative regulation of transcription by RNA polymerase II. The transcript has a single exon. The record is from RefSeq and is a predicted model, not a curated record. NCBI's taxonomy places the organism in Eukaryota, Fungi, Kickxellomycota, Kickxellomycetes, Kickxellales, Kickxellaceae.
AUGUUCCAGCAAAAGCACAAACAUCCGAAGCAACACAAGCACACAGCCAUGAGCCGCGAACUCAACUCGCUCUACCUAGAGAACCACACAGUUCCAGUUCCACUCGCAGACCUAUUCCAAGCCAAGCCCAAAUUCGACACCAAAGCCGAGCGUUGGACCUGGCGACCAUUCAAAAGCAGCGCUCGCACCGACAACCUCACACUCUCCCACUGGGUCAAAAGCAACGAAAAAUACACCGACUACUACUACGCCCGCUAUAACGCCAAAACACAACCCUACCAAUAUACGGAUUUGGAAUACGACAAAUGCAUAGCGCCGUUGGAUGCCCGGUGGAGCAAAGAAGAGACAGAUUAUCUUUUGGUGCUUUGUCGACAAUUCGACCUGCGCUUUAUUGUUGUGCACGAUCGAUAUUAUGUGCACCCGGAUAGGCCGGCGUGCGUGAAUGCAGAUGCAGCAGGAGAGGCGGUGGCGGCAGGGGAUAGACCCUUGAGGUCAUUGGAGGAUCUGAAGGACAGAUAUUAUUCUAUAUGCCGGGCGUUGACAAAAUACCGCGCAGGGGAGGAUUCUCGCGACCCCGACGACCUCCCACUGCAGGCCACCAAUAAGUUAGCCGACGACCUGGCCCUUCUGGGUUUCGAUGGGGACAAGGAGCGCGAGCGCAAGCAGUAUCUCGAAUUGCUGUUCAGUCGCACAAAAGAGGAGAUCGAGGAGGAGGAAAUGUUGAUUGUGGAGGCUCGUCGGAUUGAGUCAAAUGAGAGAAGGCUGAUUCAUGAGCGCGAGGCCAUGCUGAACUACCAUGCGCUAUUCGAGGAAGCACCAUCAUCGGCAACUAUUCCAUCGGUCAAGGUACAGUUCACACAGGCGGAGACUGUGUCUGCUGCUGGUUCAUCGGCAAACGGGCAGCCUGGAUCCGCAGCCGCUCCUGCAUCGGCGUUCGCUGCUGCUGCUGCUGCUGCCAGCGCUGGGCCUGAUUCGGUCACAUUGCCAAAAGUGCGCAAGGGCGCCCCGGAUGCCAUUGGGGUUGAUGGUGGUGCGAGUGUGCGGCCCAUGAAGAAGCAAAAGUCAAUUCAUGGGUCGCCACAGCCUACGACUCCAGUCACGCCCAGAGUCAAAUCUACCGCGGCGGCGGCAGCAGCAAACAAGGCGUCAGCAAACAAGGCCGCGCUCGGCGUCUCCGUGGCCUCAACUGACUCAGUGUCUGCUGCGCGCGGAUCUUCGGUCGUCCGAAACUCCAUGUCGCCUAGCCGCGCCGCCUCCGUAGGCAUUGUCAAGCAGGAACACCUGGACGGACCCGUACAGUUUGGCCCAGUCACUUUUUCCACUGAAGACCACCUGGUUAACCCCGCCAUUAUUCAAAUCGACACGCCCGAGACCGGCCCGAUUUUCAUCGCACAGCGCGACGCGCGGCUUGGUCCCGGCGUCUUCUUGCGGUCCGAUAAGCUGUUCCCGAUUCCCAAAAAUAAGCUGGAGGCUGUUAAGCAGUUCAUGACGCAGCUGGAUCUCAACAGCCCUAACACCAUCUGGCCACGCCCGGUCAUGGCUACCGCCGCCGUGUGCGAUCGCUUCGACACUUUGCAGACCACCAUUAUUCCGCUGCUGGACUGCAAGAAGGUGGCAGAUAAGCUGGAAACUGAAAUCCAGGUGUUGCGUGCGCGGAAACGCAUGCUUAUGAAUGACGUGGGCGAGAGCAGGGCGGAGGAAAUUAUAAAGAAGCUGCCGCCCAUUGAUCCAUCGAUGAUUGCAGCGAUACGCGCGACCACGCCGUCAACGCCGACGAUUGACUCUACGCCGGUGGCUGCCAGUCGGCAUAACCGCAAGGGCAGCACUACCAGUAGCCGCAAGAAGGCUGCCCGCGAGUAA